GUUCCGAAAGAAAAUUCAUCACCGCUAGGUGGCAGUUUGGACAAGGUGGCGGCAGUUUCCUAACAAUGUGAUGUUAACUUUCUAAUUACCCGUGAUUGUAUUUAUCCUUUUGUUCCAGAGGGUAUUUUCUGAGACUAUUAGAUGGCAGACAUAGAGACGAUGUCGGUAACCACCCAUGAUUCUGUAGACUCCACCGUCAAGUCUACUUUACUAGGAACGGACACGGAGAGUGAAGCUGGAGAAAAACAUGUCAUUGACUGGAAGAAGCGUGUCAGAUCAGAAUUUAUGAGGAUACGUCACUUAAAACGAUUCAAAAGAGCAGAUGAAGUCAAGACUGCAUUUACCUUGAAUAGACAGUUCAUCAAUCAACAGCAGGAGUUAAAUAGUGAAUGGUUAAAACAACAGCCAAUCCAGUCACUGCAUACACCGGAGACCUUCAGUCAUGUUCCAGUCACUAGGAAGUGCGAGGUGAAGAGUGGCAUGUUUAACCAGACAAUGUCGGUCUCUCUGCGAGUGAUGAAUAUCGUCAAGCCCAUCCCGACCAUGUAUAGCUGGGCACAGUUACAACAGAACUACAUGGUUGAGGAUGAAACUGUUCUUCAUAACAUUCCUUAUAUGGGCGACGAUAUAUUAGACAAAGAUGGAGCUUUCAUUGAAGAACUCUUGAAGAACUAUGAUGGUAAAGUCCAUGGAGAGAAAAAUUCUAACAAUUUGGAUGAUGAAACCUUUGUGGAACUUGUCAAUUCUCUCUGGUUGAAUUAUCCUGACCCAGAUCAGGAGGAUGCUGAGCAUAAAGAAUCAUCAGGGAUGGCGGAGUGUAGUGAAGAUCUAACAAAAAGUGUGUUCCCCAGUGAUAUGAUAUUUGAAGCCAUAUCAAGUCAGUUUCCCGAGAGAGGAACAACUGACCACCUCAAGGAUAAGUACAGGGAACUAAUUGAAUUAAGGGAUUCCACCAGUCUGCCUCCUGAAUGUACUCCCAACAUUGAUGGCCCCAACGCCCAGUCUGUACCCAGAGCACAAACCAUGCACUCCUUCCAUACUCUAUUUUGCCGCAGAUGUUUUAAAUAUGACUGCUUUUUACAUCCUUACCACCCGACCCCCAGCAUGCUGACAAGGAAAAUACCAGAGACUCGCACAGAGAAUGACCCAUGUGGUACGGACUGCUAUUUACAUCUGAUCACUGUGAAACAAGAGAAAGAGGUUCUAGUCUCUGAUGUGGAGAGGUGGGACAAGGGAGAUAAGCUGGAAAGAAGGGAAUGUGGAACUAGUUCUCCAAUUGCUGGAAAGAAACGGAAAUACAACGGAGGGCCUAGCAGUGGAGAGGAGAGUAACGAUGUACCUGAGUUCCUGGUGCCAAAGAGACCGUCAAGAAUCACUCCAGGUUGGACAGGGGCGGAUGAGUCCUUGUUCCGUGUUCUCCAUGACAUGUACAGGAACAACUACUGUGCCAUAGCUCGUCUCAUAGCUACUAAGAAUUGUAAACAGGUGUAUGACUUUGCCAAGAAGGAAGCCGCUCAUAUCCCUGAUGUUGGAGAGGACAAGGCUCAAACUCCUCCUCGCAAGAAGACAAAAAAGAAACACAGGUUAUGGUCGAUGCACUGUAGAAAGAUCCAGCUGAAGAAGGACUCGUCCACGAAGACUGUGUUUAACUACCAGCCUUGUGACCAUCCCGGACUACGAUGCGAUGAAGCUUGUCCGUGCAUCCUGGCCCAGAAUUUCUGUGAAAAGUUUUGUCAGUGUAGUGGGGACUGCGAGAACCGUUUCCCUGGCUGUCGGUGUAAGGCGCAGUGUAACACUAAGCAGUGCCCAUGUUUCCUGGCUGUACGGGAAUGUGACCCAGAUUUAUGUCAGACCUGUGGAGCAGACCACUUUGUGGACAGCACUAAGAUUUCCUGUAAGAAUGUCAGUGUCCAAAGAGGCUUAAGAAAGCGGCUAUUACUAGCACCAUCAGACGUAGCAGGAUGGGGGAUAUUCUUAAAAAGUCCAGCAGAAAAGAAUGAAUUUAUAUCUGAAUACUGUGGAGAGAUAAUAUCUCAGGACGAGGCGGACCGACGAGGAAAAGUUUACGACAAGUACAUGUGUAGCUUUCUGUUUAAUCUCAACAAUGAUUUUGUGGUGGAUGCCACUAGGAAAGGGAACAAGAUUCGCUUUGCCAACCACUCUGUUAACCCAAACUGUUACGCUAAGGUGAUGAUGGUGAACGGGGACCACAGAAUAGGGAUCUUCGCCAAGCGUCCCAUACAGUCCGGAGAGGAACUCUUCUUUGACUACAGAUAUGGUCCAACAGAACAGUUGAAGUUUGUGGGAAUAGAAAGGGAUGCAGAAGUGACGUGAUAUUCAUCGAGAUGUCUACUACGGACAUCUUUAGGUGCAAUUUCUUUAGCUGUUUAAGAACUCGAGAAAUUGUUUUAAUAUCAAACUGUUUAAGAAUUAAAUAGUUAUGCUUAAUAAUGAUUUUAAAAUCAACUUGGGAACUGCCAAAUAAGUAAAUUGUGUUUAUGACCUGUAUAUUCUUAACGAUUAAAGAAUUUUUCCUGAUUUAGCAACGGCGUCAAGGAAGUAUGCGUUUGGAACAGUCAAACAUUUAUAAACCUGCAAAAUAACUCAAUGAAAAGAUAUCAGUAUAACUUUUGUUAUGACAAUUCAAGACAUUGUAUUUGAAACAGAAUUAGAAUUUACAGAAACCAAAUUUUGAGAAACUCUUACCGUUUAUUACAGCAAUGUUAUAUAUUUGUGUAGGAAUUCUUGUUUAUUAAAGGCGUCCAGAAGAGCUUAUAUGUGACAAUUAAAUCAGAGUGUUACCUCAGGUAAAUUAUCGCUCUGAACUCUGAAGUACAAUAGCAUUGUCCUGUAAUAAUCAGGUAAAGAAAAGCUUAUCAUGUGAUCCUGUCAGACUCGCAAAACACCUCGUAUAUAUUUAAUGAUGUACUAACAUGUUUUUAAGUGCACUUUAUGAAGUGUAUGUGCAAGUAAAGUCCAGUAUUGUUGAUGUACUCUGUAGUCAAUAUUUCAGUAAUGUCCAGUUCCAUCUUUUAGUUCAGAUGUAAACAUUUGCUUUUUAUGUGGUCAAAAAUAAAAUGAGACUUCUGAA
Messenger RNA from Pecten maximus, 3091 nucleotides. Its product is annotated as histone-lysine N-methyltransferase EZH2-like. The transcript is spliced from 18 exons. Gene Ontology annotation, biological process: chromatin remodeling. The coding region runs from base 142 to 2334 and encodes 730 amino acids. Gene Ontology annotation, molecular function: histone H3K27 methyltransferase activity; protein binding. NCBI's taxonomy places the organism in Eukaryota, Metazoa, Mollusca, Bivalvia, Pectinida, Pectinidae. The record is from RefSeq and is a predicted model, not a curated record.